UUUGUCAUUGAAAGUACUUUUAUUUCACUCUCAGGUUGCACUGUUAUAAACAGCAGAAUACAUAAUAAUACAUCCCAUGUAUUUAUAUUUAAUUUUUUUCUGAUCCCAGAUACCAUCUUGAUCUCUAAACAUCUGUGCUAUUCCCAUCUAAAACCUGAUUAAUCUACCUUAUGCUGAGCAAAGUUAAGAUUCAGCUCUCCCAAAACUAUCCCAUGUCAAUUUCAGGUUAGUUCUACAGAAAAAUAUAUAUUAGCCAUUCCACAAAAGUUUAUAGACAUUUUUCAGAACUAUCAGGCAAACUUAUUAAGUUCACAUUAAACUUCAGAUAUGAUGGAGAAGGGAGCCAAACGCUGGCCCCUUUUAAUUUAAAUAAUAAUAACAAUUCGUUAGAAAAACUUUAUUAAAAUAUUCUCUUUUCACCUUUUUAAGUGUCAUCUGAGCUUCCAAGGAAUUAAGACAAACCACUUGAUCUUCCUUCUGCACAGGAGGUUCUGCCCCACAUCUUUAUAAAAUCUGCCUUUCUAAAAAUCAACACUUCAUCAAAAAACGUACUGUACUUUUCUCCCCUUCUCCUCCACCUCUUCUUCCUCCUCCUCCUUCUUCUUUCUCUCUAUACUACCUCCAAGAUGGUAGGAAAGUUGUUGUUUUGGAGGGCAGAGGAACCGCUCUCUGGUGUUAUGUCCUCUCAGUGCCUGUAGUGGUGCUGUAGGAGGCUGCUAAGCUCUCUUCUUGAGCAGCCCCAGCAGCCCUGCCUUCUUUGCUGGAGAAUAUAUUCAGGGAUUCCCCUUAAUAAUCACCUACCCUCUGAGCACUUUGUAGUUUUAAAAUAAUAAAGAGCUCCCGUUCAAAGCUUUCUUCUUUUCUAAAAGCAGGAAUCUUUCUCCUCAGAACCAGGGGGGCAGCAACAGCAGCAGCUCCUCAGCACUGAAGCCGCUCCGAGCCCAUUCCCCGGUCCCUCUGCUGGGGAGGAAACUCUGGUCUGUCAGCCCAACAGAGGGAAAGGGGGGAGAGGAGAGAGAGGAGAGAAAAAAAAGCAGCUGGAAAGACAAUCUGCUUCAUCUUGACCUGCCAUCAUUCCAAGAUAGUAGCGUCCCUGCGGCUCUUUGCUAACACUGACAUGGUACAGAAGAUUUAGAAUUGGCUGAUGUUCACAAGGAAAAGAGUCACGUGAUGUAUGAAGGCAAACACAUACACUUUUCUGAGGUUGACAAUAAGCCGUUGUGCUCGUACAGCCCCAAACUGUGCAAGCAGAGACGACUUAACGGCUACGCCUUCUGUAUCAGGCACGUUCUGGAGGACAAGACUGCCCCCUUCAAGCAAUGUGAAUAUGUGGCCAAAUACAAUAGCCAACGCUGCACCAACCCCAUCCCCAAAUCUGAGGACCGUAGGUACUGCAACAGUCACCUACAGGUCCUUGGCUUUUUACCGAAAAAGGAGAGGAAGAAAAAGAAUGAUCCCAUAGAGGAGGUAAAAGUUCGGCACCAGAUGGAUUCGGUGGCCUUCAGUCUGACAGUCCCUCCUUUGGCCUUGAAGAUGCCCAACGGCCUGGAUGGGAUGUCCCUCUCUCCCCCGGGGGCCAGGCUUCCUCUCCACUACUUGGAAGCAGAAUUGGAAGACCCCUUUGCUUUCAACGAGGAAGAUGAGGAUCUCAAGAAAGGGGCGACUGUGAAGAAAAAAUUGCAGAGCAAGUUAGCUCAGAACCGGCAGCGCCAGAAAGAGACCGAGAUCCUGAAAGUCCGCCAAGAGCACUUUAGCCCCCUUCCUGCACCUUUGCAGCAGCCUCCGCCGCAGCCGCCGCCGCCGCAGCCUCACCUCCCACCUAUACCGACUUCUUUAAAGCCAGCAGGGCUAUCGCAGGGCUUAGUCUGCAAGUCGCCUCAACCUCAGAACACCAGCCUACCAAUGCAGGGAGUGGCACCCACCACACACACUAUAGCACAAGCCAGGCAGUUGUCAAACAAAAGACCUCUGCCUCUCCUGAACCCCACCAAGGCUCCUGCCCAAGACCCCCCCAGGACUGACAGGAUCCUCAUGAAAGCCACAGCCUUCUCUCCGCACUCCUCAUGCAUGAGCCGGCUACAGAGACUGGUGAAACUGUGCACCCAGAAACAGCAGCUUGAUGCUGAUCUGUUUCCACACUUAGGGCUGGACUGGUCUGAAGACAGUGGAGAAGAACUGGAAGAGCUGGAGCAAACCUCACCAUACCAUGUUGCAUGGUCUGUCCGGGAGUCCCUCAGAUAUGAAAGGAAUGAGCCAGAUGGUGAUGAUGCCUGCGGCAGGAGUUCCCGCAUUUCCCAACUUUGCACUUACUUUCAGCAGAAAUAUAAGCAUCUUUGCCGCCUGGAGCGGGCAGAAACUCGUCAAAGGAAAUGCCAACAUACAUUCCGGAAAGCAUUGCUGCGGGCAGCCAGCAGAGAGCCGGAGUGUGCUGGCCAGUUGCUACGGGAGCUUCGAAGGGCUUCGUGUACUCGAACCAGCACAAGCCAAGUGAAACAGAGGGAUGCAUCUCCAUGUGUUGGAACCACGAAGGGUGAACCAUGCACCAACAAGGCUCUUCCAUUCACUAAGCAUUGUUUUCAACAUAUCCUUUUGAAUCGGUCACAGCAGCUUUUCUCGAGCUGCACAGCCAAGUUUGCAGACGGACAGCAAUGCUCUGUGCCAGUUUUUGACAUCACACAUCAGACACCCCUGUGUGAAGAACACGCCAAAAAAAUGGAUAACUUCUUGAGAGGCGACAGCUCCCGUAAAGUUCAGCACCAGCAGCAGAGGAAGCCCAGGAAAAAAACAAAGCCACCUGCCCUUACAAAAAAACACAAGAAGAAGAGAAGGCGAGGGCCUCGGCGUCCCCAAAAACCAAUUCCUCCUGCUGUGCCCCAAGGAAACCUCAGUAUGCCCACCAGCAUCUCACUGCCAAUGGAGAUAUCCCAUAUACGGAGCCCUUCCACGCCGGAGCUUAGUGCGGACGAGCUGCCUGAUGACAUCGCCAAUGAAAUCACCGACAUUCCACAUGACCUCGAACUGAAUCAGGAGGAUUUCUCUGAUGUCUUACCGCGGCUCCCUGACGACUUGCAAGACUUUGAUUUCUUUGAAGGUAAAAAUGGAGACCUCCUCCCUACGACCGAAGAGGCUGAGGAGCUGGAACGGGCUCUGCAGGCGGUGACUUCUCUGGAGUGCCUGAGCACCAUGGGAGUGCUCACACAGACGGAUGGUGUGCCAGUUCAGGAGCUCUCGGACCGAGGGAUAGGGGUGUUCUCCACAGGUGCUGAAACUUCAGGAAUUCAAUCCUUGAGCCGAGAAGUCAACGCAGACCUAGGCGAGCUGCUGAACGGGCGUAUAGUCCAUGACGACAAUUUCUCCAGCCUGGACCUGGACGAGAGCUUGCUUCGUUCUGCCACCUUAUCCAACCCACCUACGCCCCUGGCAGGGCAGAUUCAGGGGCAAUUCUCUGCCCCAGCCAACGUUGGCCUUACUUCUGCCGCUCUGAUAAGCCAGAGUGGGCUUGGGGAGAGAGCCUUCCCAGGACCGUUUCAAGGACUUCACGAUGGCAGCCAUGCCUCCCAGAGGCCACACCCUGCCCAGCUGCUAAGCAAGGCAGAUGACCUAAUCACCUCACGACAGCAAUACAGCAGUGACCAUUCACACUCCUCACCCCACGGAAGCCAUUAUGACAGUGAGCAUGUGCCGUCUCCCUACAGUGACCAUAUAACAUCCCCUCAUGCCACCUCCUAUUCUGGUGAUAACUUGGCAGCUACGUUCUCCACGGAGAUGCCCAUCAUAGCACAGCAUUUGCUCCCGUCACAGCUGGAGGUGCCGCUCAGUGGGGUGGUAAACCCCAGGCCUCCCUGGGGGAACCUCCCCGUUAGCCUCGGUGACCCUUCUCCAUUCAGCAACCUGCUUGGGGCAGAUGGACACCUCCUUUCCACCUCCCUGUCCACGCCACCUACCACAUCGCACUCAGAGACCACCCAGCCUGCCUUUGCCACCGUGACCCCCAACAGCUCCAGUGCGCUUCCGGGGUUACCGCAGACUAGUUUCAGUGGUAUGGGUGCUGCCUCUUCUGAACUCACGGCCUCCACUUCUCCCAAGCAACAGCUCCCACAGUUCAGUGCUGCCUUUGGCCACCAACUGAGCUCCCACAGUGGCAUUCCCAAGGACCUGCAGCCCAGCCAUAGCUCCAUAGCCCCUCCAACUGGCUUUGCCGUAACAGGUGCCACAGCUACCAGUACCAAUAAUGCAUCUGCUCCCUUCACCACCUCCAGCUGAGCUUCUGUCUGUCUGUCUGAACUUCAGGCAGUUGGAGGGGGGGGGUUGUCUCUGUGUUCCCCUCCACCCCAUCCCUAGUCUUUUCUCUUCCUGGUUUUUUUUCCCCUUGGCCAUUCCCUUCUUUUUAAAGACUAUUUUUAAAUUUAAAAUUUUAAGAAAAAGAGGGGGCAAAAAGUCCACAUUCAGUGCAGGCCAGAGUUUUCCUGUCGCUAAGCUCUGGUCUAAUUAUUUUUUGUAUGCUGUUUAUGUAUUGGUGCUCAUUUACUCCAGGCAGGUUUGUUGUAUGUACCCAGUUAAUACCCCGUUUAAGAAAUUCAAUGGAUGUCACUGACCUUAGACUGAGAAAUGAGGGGACAGAUGUCAUUGACCUUAGAUUCAGAAAUGAGAAGAUACCUCAACUAAAACUAAUGCAAGUUCCUACGUUUCAGAUCAAACUUUUAGCCCCAUUAGCGUCUGGGGAUGAGGUGAGCAGUUGCUACUUUUUAAAGAUGCAAGUGGGAUGAAAGGGAAAUCAAUCUUUUUGAUUUGGUAAUUGGGCACUGUAGAAUUAAGCCAAGACCAUCGUUCAGUUGUUCAUUCUGUCAGCUUGACAGUAGGCUCUUGACCUCUUCUGUGACUGUAUGGGUGUGUUUGUGUGUGUGUGUGGUUGCGCGUAUGUACUUGAUGGAUAACUUACACUUGUCUUUUUUCCUGUUGAGAAAAAAACUGUUUGAAAACCAGUGACUGCAAACAAAUUUGUUUUCUGAAAUUGAAUUUAUUCAGUAGAAGGAAAAUUGAAUUAAUGGAACCAAGUCAGAUGGUAGUGGUUGGCUCGGAGUACCCAGGGUGAUUGUUUCAAAAGCUCUAGUUACUAAAAAAAAGAAGUUAUAAUGAGGUACUUGCUCAGAAAAAAUAAUUGUGCUAAUCCCUAAAACUGAUUAAUUGCUGCAGUACUGUUGGUGAACUCACUUUUUCCAAUGGAGUAUUGUCACAGAUUGUGUGGAAUCAAAUUUUUAUUCAAAACUGGUGGAAGUGUUGUGGACCCCUUUUUUCAUCCAAAUUAAAAGAGAUAACAGUUUCACAGAGAGUUGUAGCCAUUUAUGAGUAUUGGGUGUUUUUGAAGAUCAUUCCAGAAAUAGUGAGUACUUCUGGUGCUCCUUUACUAUUUAUUCAGAGAUAUUUAGGUUUUGUUAAAACUCUUUUAUGGGAAGUCAGGUAUGUAGAAGAAUGGAUAAGCUUAGCAAAUUUAACACAGUGGAAUAUUAAAGAUAGGCAUUUUCUGUCUCUUGCCACUAACUGCUCCUGCUGAUAAAUAAGCUUCAAAGAAUGCACAGUCGGAGGCUAUGUUUCCUGCAGAAUUGGAACAAUCCAAUUUAUGGAGUUUGCUAGCAUGAGGGCUACUCUUUGAUAAAAUGUUAUUUAUGAAACAAACAGUUAAGAUUGCACCUCCUACUUAUUGCCCACCAAUAGGUGUUUGGUGUUUGGGGCUACAAAAAAUGAAAGUUUUCUCAGGAGGUUGAGUUUCCCUUGAAGGAAACAGUCCUUGCUAUUUGUCUUUUCUGCUGUGGAUAUAGAAAGAAUGGUCUACUUGUACAACCAGGCUUUAUUACAUCUUAUGGCAACAGGUUUGAACCAUACAUAUUGUUGUCUGAUUAUAUAUUAGAAAGAUAUGAAGAAAAGGCACACACUAGUAAAUGAUCUUAAUUAGGUUGCAAUUGGGAACAAGAGAGAGUUCAGAUUCUUCUUUCGGACUGAAGCAGUUGUAUUCUACCAUAGCUUUUAUACUCUACUUACAAUGGUGCUUAUGUGAAAAAUCUGACACAGGUCCCUCUGCUUAUAAACAUAUUGAGCAGAGAGGCUCCAGGAAUUGCCUGUUGCUAUCCUAUUAAUUAGAAAUACUGCCUUCUCUUAAGAAGGCGUGCUGCAUAUUAUUUUGAAAGGAUCAGGGAGUAAGAGUUUGCCCUUGAAAAGACCUAUGUAGCUGGAAACCAUUUUUGUGCUUGUGAAAUCUUCCCCUACCAACUUGCAGAGUGUAUAAUAAACAUCUAAGUGUGAGAAUAAUUAUAUUUGUAAUGUAGAUGUUUUAUGCCACAUACUGAGCUGAAGCUAAGCUCCUUAUAUCUUCUUUUCUCUGUUUGUAGUGCAUUGUGAAAUCAGGUUCCACCAGCCGGGCAUCAUCCUUCCUCCCACCCCCAAAAAAAUCCUUUCUGCUUAAAUUAGAUUUUUACCUUGUUCCUGCCUGUCUCUUCUUUGCACAAAAUUUGAAAGAGUAAUGGUCAGUAUCUUACUGGAUUUAUCCAGCAGGAACAGCAAUCAGGCAGGCCUCUUUCACUAUCUUACGAGGUGUCUUUCAUCCUUCCUUGCAUGACUUGUGUGUUACAGCUCGCAAUGGACCAUCCACAAAAUGGUGGGAACCACUUGCCGGUUGUUGUUCCGUGCCGAGUAAAACUAGCUGGGUGGUAGCCGAAGGCAACUGGCUCUCACUGCAAGGUGACUUGCCUUGAAAAUUCACAAACUCUCCCUUGUCAUUAAUAUAGUUUGUGCCACUUGACACUAUUUAAGCGAAAACCCAACUGAGUGGCAAGAAGCUAAAGCCUGCUCACCCAAAGCCUUUUCAACCUCCCCCCCUUUGCAUUGCAUGCUUCUCUGAACUAUGAAAAAGCAUCUCCUGGAGGCGAGGGCACCCUGGAGGGCAGCAUUCCAUGAAGUGAUUCUGCUAAAAGGGAAAACAGGCAAGUUAUCAAUGGGUUUUUUAAUGAAUGAAUGAAUGAGUAUUUAUUUCUAGACAGCCUUUCCGCCAAUAAGGGAACCCAAAGCCCCUUGUAGACCUUUCUGCUAUUUCUCAAUUAUGGUUCACAACUUAGCUUUAAGAAACAAACCUACACGUUUUUGUUCACAUUCAGCUCAAAGGCUUGUGUGGUGUAACUUGACCCAAAGGAUCUUGCUUUUAUGCAAGUGACACAGGUGCUGCACUUGGUUAUCAUGACACACACACACAAAAACACACCAAGCCUUGCCUCUCCCAGCUUUCCCCCAGCUUGUGCGUUGCCAUCCUUUCUUUAGGCCCAGUUGUAAGAGGAAAUGUAAGAACCUUCUGGUUUUGUUUUUGGUUAGCCACUGCUUGUUGCGCCAUCUGACAAACUAACCCAUGUUAACUGGCAUGUCUCAAGGCAGCAGCAAACUAUGCUGCCUGAAGAAGGCCUGUCUCGACCAGCCAAAGAUUAAUCAUGAUUUCUGGGGUUGGGGAGAUACAGCAAGCCAUGGUUAAGAAACAGUGGAACUUAAAGCAUGCAGAUACCUCUCCGGAGUCACACCAGGGGAGGAUUGUGGAGCACUGCAUAAGCCCACGGUAGGCUAGCCUUUUGCCUCUUACAUCAAAGCAGGGCUUGGUAUUGUGUAAGCCACGAGCUGCAUGCAGCCCCAGAAUUUCUCCCAUGGCUGAAAAAAAAUAGCUAAAAAUUGGAGAGCCAUACCUCCUGAAGCCUCCAGGGGCCGUGACUGCCUCUUCUGACCCUGUUCUGGGGCCUGCAACCUUUGGGGGAGGAGGGGAUAAAAUAACUGGAAGUGACCUUCAAUUUACAUCCAGUUUCAACAGAAGGGGCAAGUGGGACCCGCAGAUAUCCAAGGGAUGAUGAAGAAUAGGUUGGAAGAGACCCCCAGACCCUCUUCACUCGCCCACCCCUUGCAAAACAAAACAAAACAUGUUUUUGGCUUGGUAUUGGUAUGCAGGUGAAAGUGUAAAAGGUUACAUACCCGUAUACAUUCAGGCAGGAGCUAGUUAUGGUUUAGCCUACAUGCAAGUUUGGAGAAGGGGGAAAAUCCCCAUUUUAAUCUCAGUUUCCUUAUGGAAAGGUCAUUGUUUUAUUAAAACGUAUCCUGUAGACGUAUGCCUGUUGUGUUCUUGCUGGUGCUUUUACUGUCAAUACUAUUACUAGUAACCUUCUAAAACAUUCUUUUUUAUAAGAAGAAAGCCACACUGGGGAGCUACAAAUGAAUUCCAACCAGGAUUUAGGUUUUUAAUGUCAUAAUAUAGGCUGCGUUUUCAGAGUCAUCGUGGGUAAUUUGAUUUGCAGUUUUUCUUUUAUUUCAUGUUUCUUAUUGUGAUUUUUUUUCCUGUUAAGGAGUUGUGAUAAUGUUCAGUUACAAGUUACAAAAAGGCAGAACAUGACGUUUUCCAAUGUGAUUAAGGUGAUGUGAGAGAUUAAUAUCCACUAAAAGACAUUUUUCUUGUAAAGUAGAAAUGGCCCGGGGGGGGGAAGCGGGGGCAAACUUUGUAUUCUUUUAGUAUGUUCAAUAAAAUAGCUUGAAAAUACUGUCUCCUUUGAAGUAUGAUGCUGAUGUGAGAGUCCCAAUAUUUUAUUCCAUAAUUGUUAGUUCACAAUAAACUUCCUGUCGCAUAAGCAAAUGCAAAGAGUAGUAUUUAGCACACAUACUGUUGCAUAAGGUCAUUCUUUAUAUAUGGAAGCAGAAGAAACUAAAACAAGAUAGGAUUAGUGGUUCUUGCCAUUGGUGUCCAGGUUUGCAAGUGAAAAAUGAAUAGCUGGUUUCAUAAUUCCUAUUGGAAAUUGAUCUUCUGGAUAGAUUCUGAGUGCGUUUUCCCCCACCUUGUUGUUGUUGCUACUGCUGUUGUUUUGGUUGUAUAUGUCUUCACCUUCCAGUUGUUUCCAAAUUAGCAGUGUGGUUAAAAUGCGAACGAAAGGCGUCUGCUUUGCAUUGCCACUGGAGGGCAGCAUUAGGAAAGUUUUUAUCUUUCUCUUUUUCUGUCUAAAGAGCCUAAGAUGAUGAACUAGAAACAUUUCUUUUUUUCCUGGAAUGUGAAAGCGCUAGAGAGAUAAAACUCAGGGCUGAAAAAGGAAAAUGAGAAAAUAAUUCAGUGAACCUCCUCUGUAAAUCCUCACAGCAUGCAUGCAUACACAAACAUGCUAUAAAUGCAGGAAUUGGAUUAAUGCAUUGAACUUCACCUACUCAUGUAUUUUCAGCCUCUUGUGCCCUACGUUUAUUAAUUUUUUAGGUAAUGCUUCCAAAUCUGUCCCCGCCCCUCAAAAAUACAGUGCCACUUAUUGGUUCCAUUAUGGAGUAAGCUGAUUUACCAUGAAAUGACUUUUGUAACCUGCAUUGCAAAAGACGGAAGCAAAGCUAGUAUGUGGAUCCAGUCUGAAAAGAGAGGCAGCUGGAUUAUACUACUAUGAAGUGUCUGUAGCCAUUGAGGAAACAGGGUUGACUGGAACUUGUUUCUUCAAAUGGUGGUGAUGGUCAUUGCCCAAUUUUGGCCAUAUCUCAGGGAUUCCUUGUUGAAAUAAAGGCAGUUGAAGUAGUUUUAAACAAGUCAUUUUUCAGUACAUAGAAUGUCAUCAGAGCAUAAGCACCAGAAAGAGAAUGCUGUGUUGAUUUUGGCACAUGCAGGCUUAGGGGCCAUUCUCGUGCAGACAUGCUUCAAGCCCAGGAUCUUUUUUCUCCAUCAUGGUCAGCUUUAAGCUUUUAUUUAAACAAACUCUUCCCCCCGCCCUUCUGCCCUGCCUGUACCAUAAGCGUUCAGAAUACUUAUUGUAGAUUUUUAAAAGAAAACGUAUAUUAAUUUAUGCUAUUAACAUCACCUCAUAAAUUAUACAUUUUAUACUAAAAACUAUUGUGUGGAAUAAAUUAUGUUGCAUAUAUGUUUUAAUAGCUAUAAAAUUAUACACUUUUUAAAAAAGGCACCCCUUCCCACCCCAUGAAGCACCUUUUUACACUGGAUAUUUGCCAUGUUGAGGUGUACAGUUAUUCUUUGCUAUGUUGCAGAUAUAAAUAUAUGAAUAAAAGUAUAAUACAGUUAAAGAGAAAAUAGUAUCUUGUACAGGCAAAAUGUUAAAUCCCUUUUUAAAAAAAAAUCUGUAUAUCCCUCUGAGGAUUCUUGUGUGGUUUUUAUUCUUCCUUUUUCUUUUUUUCAGUAAUGGAAUCUGUGGUUUGUGUCUAUGAUGGUCAGAUGUUUUUAGUUACAGGGUAAAUAGAUCACAUUAGAAAUCCAGUUAAAGCAGGUGGGAACUUGUGUACCAAGUUUGUAAACUUUUUCUCCCAAAUAAAUAUAUACAUGUCCAGUUUGUUCUACAGGUUAAAAGCUCAGAUUUCAAAAAUAUUAAUGUAGGGAUCCGCAGUGUCUUAACUGGGAAUUUUCUCCCCUCCUGUCCACAUGAAGGAAUUCCCGCUAUGACUUCCAAAUAAAACUUAGGUAUAUUGUGUACAGUUACGUAUUCUACACAUACACACAAAUAUGCAUUGGGGGAACACUGGCCGAAAUCCUGUUGCUUGGUGUAGUAAUUUGCACUAGA
Molecule: messenger RNA, 10547 nt
Organism: Pogona vitticeps (central bearded dragon)
Lineage: Eukaryota; Metazoa; Chordata; Lepidosauria; Squamata; Agamidae
Gene: INO80D
Product: INO80 complex subunit D
Cellular component (GO): nucleus
Source: RefSeq, a predicted model, not a curated record